AUGCGACUGCAACGUGCUUCGCAGUUUUUCCUUGCCCUUUACCUCUUCCUGCACCCUUCUUGCGUUCAAGCCGAACCCCAAUGCGCCAUAGAUCCCCAAUCAAUCGUGACCGAUGCCUGCACCUCAUAUGCGGACCUCGAGAGGCUGAACGCCAACCUUUACCCAUCGCUGGACGACUUGACCCAAAACACCGACUUCUUUGCCUACUACCGAUUAAACCUCUACAACAAGGCCUGUCCCUUCUGGACCGAUGAAAACUCCAUGUGCGGCAACCGCGCCUGCGCCGUGGAGACAAUAGAUGAUGAGAGUGAUAUACCGCCGAUCUGGCGAGCUGCAGAAUUGAGCAAACUGGAGGGAGCGAGGGCGAAACAUCCGGGGCUUGCCCAACAACGAGAAAGACCGAAAGACCGGCCGCUACAAUAUCAGCUGGGCGAAGAUGUGGAUGAAAGUUGUGUACUGGAAGAAGACGAUGAAUGUGACCACAGAGACUAUUGCGUUCCCGAAGAUGAGGGCGCCGCAGCCAAAGGAGACUAUGUCAGUCUCGUUAAGAACACGGAACGAUACACCGGCUACGCUGGACUGGGUGCCCGACAGGUCUGGGAUGCUAUAUACAAGGAGAAUUGCUUCACCCCGAAAUCUCCGAAAUAUGCCUCGCUGAAACCGAAGCCCCUGCAAGCCGCCCAGAGUUUAAAAGAUAUCUUCCAAGAAUAUGGGCGGCAACAUGUGGACGAAACGGACGAUCUGUAUCCCCUCGACGAUGAGUGUCUAGAACAACGGGCAUUCUAUCGCAUCGUCAGCGGCAUGCACGCAUCCAUCUCCACGCACAUUUGCUGGGAGUUCUUUAAUCAGACCACCGGCGAAUGGGUUCACAACCUCGACUGCUACAAGGAACGACUCCACAAAUUCCCUGAGCGUAUCUCCAACGUCUACUUCAACUACGCCAUCCUGACGCGCGCGAUUGCCAAGUUGCGGAAACAUCUUGAGUCCUACACGUUCUGUUCCGGCGAUCCCGACCAGGAUUUCCAGACCAAACAGAAAGUACUCGCACUCGCAGACACAGCGGCAUCUGGCCCACACACCUUUGAUGAAUCCAUCAUGUUUCAGGAUCCGUCAGUCAUGGUGCUCAAGGACGACUUCCGCAACCGGUUUCGCAAUGUGUCCAGGUUGAUGGACUGCGUAGGAUGCGACAAAUGCAGGCUCUGGGGAAAGUUACAAACAGCUGGUUACGGAGCUGCGUUGAAAGUGCUAUUUGAGUAUGAUGAGAAUAAGAACGGCGAAAACCCCCACUUGAGGAGAACAGAGCUGGUGGCUUUGGUAAACACUCUCGGUCGUCUCAGUCACAGUCUCGAAGCAAUUCAAAAGUUCCGCACCGCUCUCAACACCGGGGAUAAGAGCGUUCUGGACAUCAACGGCCCGCUUCCAGUAUCCGCCAAAGGUGACAGCAAAGUCGAGUCGGCGGACACUGAGACUUCCGACGAAAGUGCAAAUUUUGACGACCUGUACGACGAUGUGGACAGCAAAUCUUCGCAGAGUCCACCAGAGGAAAAUUCAAUUUCUGAAGCAUUCUGGACCGAGCUCGACCUUGUUUGGCGCGCCUACAAGAUGGUUCUACGGUCUUGGUUUGAACUGCCUUUCAAAUUUGGGGCUAUCUUCAUCAUGGAGAUGAAUCGCUUGUGGAAUUUCUGGCUGGGACUGCCGGUGCCAGAUCGGUCGUGGGAUUUCCACUUCCCUAGCCGGGAUGAGCUGUAG
Fonsecaea nubica is the source of this 1749-nucleotide messenger RNA. RefSeq lists its product as hypothetical. The record is from RefSeq and is a predicted model, not a curated record. Lineage: Eukaryota; Fungi; Ascomycota; Eurotiomycetes; Chaetothyriales; Herpotrichiellaceae. Gene Ontology annotation, molecular function: FAD binding; protein-disulfide reductase activity; thiol oxidase activity. Gene Ontology annotation, biological process: protein folding in endoplasmic reticulum. Bases 1 to 1749 code for a protein of 582 amino acids. The transcript has a single exon. Gene Ontology annotation, cellular component: endoplasmic reticulum membrane; endoplasmic reticulum.